Molecule: messenger RNA, 5614 nt
Organism: Nycticebus coucang (slow loris)
Lineage: Eukaryota; Metazoa; Chordata; Mammalia; Primates; Lorisidae
Gene: TRIM66
Product: tripartite motif containing 66
Exons: 20
Coding region: 1629-5399 (1256 amino acids)
Molecular function (GO): zinc ion binding; protein binding
Source: RefSeq, a predicted model, not a curated record
UCUACCCAGGGCGACAGCUUGAGGCUCUGUCUCAAAAAAAAAAAAAAUAAUUUAAUUAAUAAUGAUCCAUAAAUUUUUGUGACACACCUAAGAUCUUCUCAGGGCACACCAGUUGAAAAUCACUGAUUUAGGGCAGCACCUGUGGCUCAAGGAGUAGGCACUGGCCCCAUAUACUGGGGGUGGUGGGUUCAAGCCCGGCCCCUGGCUAAAAGUGCAAAAAAAAAGAAAGAAAGAAAGAAAUCACUGAUUUAGAUAUUGAAGUUUCCCAGCCUUGUGUUCCUCUUAUCUUUUCACAGUACAUGGUCUUCUUGGGUGGCUUAAGUUCAAAUCUAUUGCUGAGCUCCAUAUCCGUGUGGUCACUUAAUUACUGGUUAGUAACUUUUGAACAUUUGAUAGACAAACACCCAAAGACUCAAACUCUCCUGUUCACUCUUGCCUUCUUUAUUCUAUAGGUUGGUGUGUGGUACUGUUGUCCACAUAGAUAAUGAAAAUUGUCCCCAAGUCUUUUAACAUACUGUCACCAUAUCCUUUUAUUUAUCUCUCAAAUCUGCUUUUUUCGACCCCUGUCUUUAUUCAGGUUCUCAUCAUGACUUUUCUGGAGAUUUCAAUACCCUCCUGUGAUCACUUUGCCUGCAUUCUAAUCCUCCUAGAGUCUAUCCUUUGUGCUUCCACCAUGUUAGUAUUCGCAAAACGUGACUUUCAUUCUUUUACUUAUUUGGUCAAAAAGUUCAGUAGCUUCUGUUAGCAACAGAAUACAGCCCACCUGCCUUUCCAGCCUUACCUCACCUUCUCCCCUACUUUCUAAUGCAGCCGUACUUGGUACAUUCCUUCUCCAUUUUUGUCUUUGCUUAUAACAUUUCUCUUGCCUGGAGUGCCCAUUCUCUUCCUGACCAGGUAUCUUGAAUAUUCCUCAAUCUUUUUUUUUUUUUUUUAAUAGGUAUGGCGUGCCCAUCCUCUUCCUGACCAGGUAUUUUGAAUAUUCCUCAGUCCUUUUUUUUUUUUUUUUCUUACUCAGGCUGGUCUUGAACUCUUGAGCCUCAGCCUCCCAAAGUGCUAGAAUUACAGGCGUGAGCUAUGUGCCUGGCAUAUUCCUCAAUCUUAAGGUCUGUCUUAUAUUCUGAUUCUUCCCAGAACACUGUAGUUCACACUAAUAACAGCCAACAUUUUCAGCGCACCUUGCAGUUUACAAAAUGCAUCUGCCUGAGAGUUCAGUAGUACCAAUCUCAUUUAUGCAUGAGAAAACUGAAGCACAGAGGAGUUGAGUGACUUGCCAGAGGCUCUAUAGCUGGUAGGAUCCAGAGCCUGGGCCUAGCCUGUAGUCUUGUCUCUCCAGAUCUCCUUUUAUCUCAGUGGCCACUCCCUCUCUGACCUCGCAGCAUUGUGGUCUUCAUCACUCCUCCAACUUUACUCACAUAGUGCAUAUGACCAGCAGAAAAGGGAGGGGGGGAGGCAAAGUCUAAGACAAGAUCAUCUUCUAUUUGACAUCAAAACUGACUAGGAAAUGCAUAAGAGAUGAGCUGAGUUACUAGAACCUACCCUUGAAAAGAGGAUCUAUAAAUGGAGAACUUACCUCCCGUCCUGGAUGUAAGCGAGUAUAUCUUUCUAGGGAUGUAAAUGAACAUUUUUUAAUGCAGUGCACUCCUACUGGGCAACCCAAGAUGGCCAGGAACUGCUCUGAGUGCAAAGAGAAAAGGGCAGCACACAUCCUCUGCACCUACUGCAACCGCUGGCUGUGUAGCUCUUGCACAGAGGAGCACCGGCAUGGCCCUGCCUCUGGGAGCCUGCUGUUUUCCCGGGCCCAAAAGGGAUCUCCAGGGGCAAAUGGUGGUUCUGGGGACUUCACCUUGUAUUGUCCUCUACAUACGCAAGAAGUACUCAAGCUGUUCUGCGAGACCUGUGACGUGCUCACAUGCCAUAGCUGCCUAAUGGUGGAACACAAAGAACACAGGUGCAGACACGUUGAAGAAGUUUUGCAAAACCAGAGGAUGCUUCUGGAAAGUGUGACAACACAGGUGGCACAUAAGAAAUCCAGUUUACAGACAUCUGCAAAGCAAAUUGAGGACAGGAUUUUUGAAGUGAAGCAUCAGCAUAGGAAGGUGGAAAACCAGAUCAAAAUGGCCAAGAUGGUUCUGAUGAAUGAGCUGAACAAACAGGCCAAUGGGCUCAUAGAAGAGCUGGAGGGAAUUACUAAUGAGAGAAAGCGGAAGCUGGAACAGCAGUUACAGAGCAUCAUGGUUCUCAACCGUCAGUUUGAGCAUGUGCAGAAUUUCAUCAAUUGGGCUGUCUGCAGCAAAACCAGCAUCCCUUUUCUUUUCAGCAAAGAGCUGAUUGUGUUUCAGAUGCAGAGAUUGCUGGAGACAAGUUGUAAUACAGAUCCUGGCUCCCCUUGGAGUAUCAGAUUCACCUGGGAACCUAACUUCUGGACCAAGCAACUGGCUUCCCUUGGCUGUAUAACAACGGAAGGUGGACAACUAUCUUGGGCAGAUACUCCUGCUUAUGGAGGCUUACAGGGGCCAUCAUCCUUUUAUCAAAGCCACCAAUCUCCAGUGGCUCAGCAAGAGGCUCUUAGCCACCCCUCACAUAAGUUCCAGUCUCCAACACUAUGCUCCACAUCUGUGUGCUGCUCCCACUGCUCCCCUGUGUCACCUUCCUUUAAAGGCCAGGUUCCACCACCCAGCAUACACCCAGCCCACAGCUUUAGGCAGCCCUCUGAGAUGGUGCCCCAACAGCUGGGCCCACUGCAGUGCUCCACCCUGCUGCCCAGGGAGAAAGAGCUGGCCUGUAGUCCUCAUCCACCAAAGCUACUACAGCCCUGGCUGGAAACCCAGCCCCCUGUGGAGCAGGAGAGCACAUCCCAGCGGCUGGGGCAGCAGCUGACUUCCCAGCCUGUGUGCAUCGUCCCACCACAGGAUGUUCAGCAAGGACCCCAUGCCCAGCCCACCUUACAGACACCCUCUAUCCAAGUCCAGUUUGGCCACCAGCAGAAGCUAAAGCUCAGUCACUUUCAGCCGCAGCCACAGCAGCAGCUGCCACCUCCACCACUCCCACCACCUCCUCCCCCACAGCAGCCACCCCCACCUCUGCCUGCAUCCCAGCAUCUGGCUUCUAGUCAGCAGGAGAGCUCUUCUGGGCCUGCCUGUUCCCAGAACAUGGAUAUAAUGCACCACAAGUUUGAGCUGGAGGAAAUGCAGAAGGACUUAGAGCUUCUCCUUCAGGCUCAACAGCCCAGCCUGCAGUUGAGUCAGACCAAAUCUCCUCAGCAUCUUCAGCAAACUAUUGUGGGGCAGAUCAACUACAUCGUGAGGCAGCCAGCACCUGUCCAGUCCCAGAGCCAGGAAGAGACACCGCAGGCUACAGAUGAGCCCCCAGCAUCUGAGUGCCCAAAGCCAGCUCUCCCUUUGGAUAAGAAUACUGCUGCUGCCUUGCCCCAAGUAUCUGGGGAAGAACCCCCUCCCAAUGUCCCUCCAGUGGACAGCACCAUCCAGCACUCCUCUCCGAAUGUGGUGAGAAAGCACUCCACCUCAGUGAGCAUCAUGGGCUUUUCCAACACUCUGGAGAUGGAAUUGUCAUCUACCAAGCUGGCAAGGACCCUAGAGCCACAGAUCCCAAGUGUGAGCAGCCUGACAGCUGGCCCCCCUCAAGCAGUCCCAAGCUUGCUGAGUGGCCCCCCCAAAACUGUGUCUAGCCUGACAAGUGUUCAAAACCAGCCCAUCCCCAGCCUGACAACCAGUCAGCUACAGACCAUGCCUAGCCUUGUGCGUAGCACUUUCCACUCCAUGCCCAACCUGAUGAGUGAUUCCUCCCAGGCCAUGGCAACACUAGCAAGUGAUCACUCUCAAGCCAGGCCCAGCCUAAUGUCUGGUAAUGCCCUGGAUGUGCCAAGCCUGGCAACUUGUCCUCUGCAGAGCAUGCCUCCAGUUUCUGACAUGCAGCUGGAAUCGGGGUCCAGCUCCAGUCUUGGCUCUGGCCAAAGUACAGGAAUCCUGUGCCCUGGGCAAGGGCCUGACCCCUCUCCAGGGAAUGCCCUGUGUAAGAUGGAAAGUGAGGAUUCCACCUGCUUGACUGACUCACUGGGACAAGGCCCCACGGCCCCUGGUCUGGAUGCUCCCAAGGACUUAGCUAUCCCCUCAGAACUUGAGGAGCCCAUUAACCUCUCUGUGAAAAAACCUCUACUAGUACCAGUUGUCAGUACAUCUACAGCUCUUCAGCAGUACCAGAAUCCAAAAGGUGAGGCUAAAGAGUAUGAGAACUUUGGACAAGGAGCCCUAGAGCUGGAUACAAAAGAGAACCAGAGAAGCAGAGCCUUCAACAAUGAGUCCAAGAUUCCCUAUGUACGACUGGAGAGGCUCAAGAUCUGUGCUUCCUCCACCGGAGAGAUGCCUGUGUUCAAGCUGAGGCCACAGAAGAAUGAUCAGGAUGGGAAUGUCUUGCUAAUCAUUGAAUGUGGCACUGAGUCCUCUAGCAUGUCUGUUAAGGUCAGCCAGGGAAGCCUGCCUGAUACCAUCAAGGCCCCGGGUCUAGGGGGAAGAAAGGUCACUGUCACUUCUCUGGCUGGGCAGCGGCUACCAGCAGUGGAGGGUACAUCUUGUGAAGAACACAGACUCAUACCUCGAACUCCUGGAGCCAAGAAGGGCCCCCCAGCCCCAAUAGAGAAUGAGGAUUUCUGUGCGGUGUGCCUCAAUGGCGGAGAGUUGCUAUGUUGUGACCGCUGCCCCAAAGUGUACCAUCUUUCCUGUCAUGUACCAGCCUUGCUCAGCUUCCCAGGGGGAGAGUGGGUGUGUACCUUGUGCCGCAGCCUGACCCAGCCCGAGGUGGAGUACGACUGUGAGAAUGCCCGCUACAGCCAGCCUGGAAUGCGGACAUCUGCUGGCCUGAGCACAUAUGAUCAGAAGAAGUGUGAGAAGCUGGUACUGUCUUUGUGUUCCAAUAGCCUCAGCCUGCCUUUUCAUGAGCCUGUCAGCCCCCUGGCCCGGCAUUAUUACCAGAUUAUCAAGAGGCCCAUGGACCUGUCAAUCAUCCGGAGGAAGCUGCAAAAGAAGGACCCAGCUCACUAUACCACCCCAGAGGAGUUGGUGUCAGAUGUGCGCCUCAUGUUUUGGAACUGUGCGAAGUUCAAUUAUCCUGACUCAGAGGUUGCAGAGGCUGGCCGCUGCCUGGAAGUAUUCUUUGAGGGCUGGCUGAAGGAGAUAUACCCAGAGAAACGAUUUGCCCAGCCAAGGCAGGAGGACUCAGACUCUGAAGAGGUGUCUAGUGAGAGUGGAUGUUCCACCCCUCAGGGCUUCCCAUGGCCCCCCUACAUGCAGGAGGGCAUCCAACCCAAGAGGCGGCGACGGCAUGUGGAGAAUGAAAGAGCAAAGAGAAUGUCUUUCCGCAUGACCAACAGCAUCUCACAAGUGUGAGAGCUGGGAGGAGACUGAGUGUUCUGGCAGCUGGUGUCCUAUCCUGUUGACCAUUCCUCCUCAUCUUUCAGCUUAUGCUCUUCAGAAUGUGGAUGUGAGAUGAGUCUUGUUGAGCUGUGCAGUGCUCUUCUUUGCCAUUUACAUCUACAGCAUUUAUUUGGGAGCCAUAGUGCAUCCACUAUAGAGAUUUUGGUAAUAAACAGGAAAGAGGGAGG